Solanum verrucosum is the source of this 444-nucleotide messenger RNA. RefSeq lists its product as uncharacterized. Bases 1 to 444 code for a protein of 147 amino acids. The transcript has a single exon. The record is from RefSeq and is a predicted model, not a curated record. Lineage: Eukaryota; Viridiplantae; Streptophyta; Magnoliopsida; Solanales; Solanaceae.
AUGGAUCUUGACUUGGCUCUGUUGAAUGACAAACCUACUACCAUUACUGAUAAGAGCAAUGAGGAUAAGAAGUCUUUCCAUAAAUCAUGGGAGCUCUCCAACAAAUUGAGAUUUAUGUUCAUGCGAAUGAUUGUUGCUAACAACAUUAAGAGUACUAUUCCACAAGCAGAAAGUUCCAGGGAAUACCUGAAGUUUGUGGAAGAACAUUUUCGUUCUAUUGAUAAGUCUCUCAAUGGUACACUAAUGGAUGAACUCACGACCAUGAAGUUUUAUGGAUCGCGUAGUAUGCAAAAUUAUAUCAUCGAGAUGACCAACAUUGCAGCAAGACUUUGGACCUUGGGAAUGAAAGUGAAUGACACCUUCUUGGUUCAGUUUAUUCUGAACUUAUUGACUCUUGAGUAUGGACCAUUCCAAAUUAAGCAUAACACUAUUAAGGAUAAGUGA